CACCCCUCCUCCAUUAAUGGCAACUCCAACUCCAAAAUCAAACCCAAAAUCACAAACACAGACACACAGAACACAAAACACAGAGCAAAGAAAUUCGCUCCCUCUGCCACGAUGCAGAGCCUCGGCGCUGGAUGGGGCGUCCCAACGCCCACUAAAUUACUCUGUUAUUCCUGCAAGUCCAGCGCCGCGGCGCUGUACUGCCGCGCCGACGCCGCCUUCCUCUGUCUCCGCUGCGACGCCCAAAUCCACGGCCCCAACACUGCAAAGCUCCUGCCCGCCACGCGCCACGCGCGUGUCUGGCUCUGCGAGGUCUGCGAGCACGCGCCCGCCGCCGUCACGUGCAAUGCAGACGCCGCCGCGCUCUGCGUCACCUGCGACGCCGACAUCCACUCCGUCAACCCCCUCGCCCGCCGCCACGAGCGCUCCGCCGUCGAACCCUUCUACGACUCCGCCGAAUUCGCCGUCAAAUCGCCGACCGCCGCCUUUAAAUUUCUCCUCUCCAACGAAGACGACGUCGUAAUCCCCGAAUUGAAAUCCGAAGACAUCUUCUUCUCCGAUAUGAAUUCCUUCAUCGAUUUCGAUUACCCAACCGCCGGCGACGGAGUUGUACCCGACCAAUCGAAUCCGGCCACGGUGGCGACGCCGGCGACCGACAAUUCCACCGCGAAUUUCUGCGGAUUGGAGUUCUGUACCCGAUCUAAAUUCGAUAGCAUUAGCUUCCCAUCUCAGAAUCUUAGCCAAAGCGUUUCGUCGUCUUCCUUAGACGUCGGAGUUGUGCCGGACAGAAACACGGCGUCCGACGCGUCGUUUCCGGCAGCGCAAACGGCGACCCAAUUGCGGGGAUUGGAUCGGGAGGCGAGGGUUUUGAGGUACAGAGAGAAGAAGAAGAAUAGGAAAUUCGAGAAGACGAUUCGGUACGCGUCCAGGAAAGCUUACGCCGAAAUUCGGCCGAGAAUCAAAGGGCGGUUCGUUAAACGGAGCGAAAUGAACUCCGACGUGGACAGAAUCUUCGCCGGCGGCGGCUUCCCGUUCAGUGAGGGUCAAUACGGCGUCGUUCCGAGCCUCUGAGUUUGAGACAACUGGGACAGGGGAAGCUGUGAUCCUGUUUGUUACUUUUCAGCCUUCAGGAUCUAAUUUCAAUCAUAAUUUCCAAUGUAAUUUUCAAUAAUUUUCCAAUUCAACUUUAAUAAAAGUUGAUUAUUGAAAGGAUAAAGUAUUGUUGUUAGGUUAAAGUUAUAAAUUUAGUUUAUUAAUAUUCGAAAUGUAUUUAUAUAGUUCUUCAAUUUCUA
Molecule: messenger RNA, 1289 nt
Organism: Momordica charantia (bitter melon)
Lineage: Eukaryota; Viridiplantae; Streptophyta; Magnoliopsida; Cucurbitales; Cucurbitaceae
Product: zinc finger protein CONSTANS-LIKE 5
Biological process (GO): regulation of photoperiodism, flowering; regulation of flower development
Cellular component (GO): nucleus
Molecular function (GO): DNA-binding transcription factor activity; zinc ion binding; protein binding
Source: RefSeq, a predicted model, not a curated record